Betta splendens (Siamese fighting fish) is the source of this 2365-nucleotide messenger RNA. RefSeq names its product component of oligomeric golgi complex 6 (gene cog6). Gene Ontology annotation, biological process: intra-Golgi vesicle-mediated transport. The record is from RefSeq and is a predicted model, not a curated record. Bases 72 to 2027 code for a protein of 651 amino acids. Lineage: Eukaryota; Metazoa; Chordata; Actinopteri; Anabantiformes; Osphronemidae. The transcript has 19 exons. Gene Ontology annotation, cellular component: COG complex.
GUCGCCCGGACGGUGAUUUGAGACGGACCAAAACAGCUUUCUGAAAGUUGACGUGGAGGUGAUACUGUACAAUGGCCGAUACUAAAAUAGAACUUCCAGCCGAUAGCACUAUUGUAACACAAAAUCCAAAUGUUCCUCCACAACCUAAUAACCCGCUCUCCCGGAAGCUCAACAAAAUACUGGAGACGAGGCUUGACAAUGACAAGGAGAUGCUGGAGGCACUGAAGGCGCUGUCUGUGUUCUUUAAUGAGAACACUCUGCGGACAAGGAGAAAUCUUCGUGGUGACAUAGAGCGACGGAGCUUGUCAAUCAACGAGGAAUUUGCACGGAUAUUUAAAGAAGUAAAGGAGGAGCUAGAAAGUGUUCAUGAGGAUGUCCAGGCAAUGAGCACGUGUUGCGAAGAAAUGACCUGCAGAUUAAAGGCAGCAAAGGAGCAAACUCAAGACCUCAUAGUGAAAACCAACAAGCUGCAGGGAGAAAAUCACCGACUGGAGGUGAGAUCUCAGGUUGCUCAGGCUUUCCUCGCUAAGUUCCAGCUGACUCACGAGGAGAUGACCAUGCUGCGAGGGGCUCGGGAUGCACCCAUCACCGAGAACUUCUUCAAAGCUCUUAACCGGGUGAAGCACAUCCACGACGACGUGAAAGUCCUACUGCGAACAAAUCAGCAAACUGCAGGGUUGGAGAUCAUGGAGCAGAUGGCCGUGUUACAGGAGACCUCAUAUGAGCACCUGUACCGCUGGGCUCAGAAUGAAUGCAGGGGACUGACCCAGGAGACAUGUGAUAUCAGCCCUGUGUUGACUCAAGCCAUGGAGGCCUUACAGGAUCGCCCUGUGCUUUACAAAUACACUCUGGACGAGUUCGGGACCGCGCGCAGGUGUGCUGUGGUCCGAGGCUUCAUUGACGCACUUACUCGAGGAGGGCCAGGUGGAACUCCUCGGCCCAUAGAGAUGCAUUCACACGACCCCAUGAGGUAUGUUGGGGACAUGUUGGCCUGGCUGCACCAAGCGACUGCAUCAGAGAAAGAGCAUCUGGAGGCUCUGCUCAAACAAGUCACUUUGCAAGCUGUGGAAGAGAACAUUCAGGAAGUGGUUGGACACAUCUCAGAGGGUGUCUGCAGGCCGCUCAAAGUCAGGAUCGAGCAAGUCAUUGUGGCUGAGCCAGGUGCUGUUCUGCUUUACAAGAUUUCCAACCUUCUUAAGUUCUACCAUCACACCAUUAGCUCUAUUAUUGGAACCAGUGUGGCCUCCUUGCUCAUCACUAUUGAGGAAAUGCACAUUCUCAGCAAAAAAAUGUUCUUCAACAGCCUGAGCCUUCAUGCUAGCAGACUCAUGGAUAAGGUGGAGCUGCCACCUGCAGACCUGGGACCUACAGCAUCCCUCACCCAGACCCUGUCCCUCCUCAGGGAGGUGCUGGCCUCCCACGACUCAUCAGUGGUUCCUCUCGAUGCACGUCAGGCUGACUUUGCACAGGUGCUCUCCUGCAUCUUGGAUCCACUGCUGCAGUUGUGCACUGUGUCGGCCAGUAACCUCGGCACGGCUGACAUGGCCACGUACAUGGUCAACUCGCUGUACGUCAUGAAGACCACGCUGGCGCUGUUUGAGUUCACUGACAAGAGGCUGGAGAUGCUGGAAUUCCAGAUUGAAGCUCACCUUGACACUCUAAUCAACGAGCAAGCGUCCUACGUGCUGACCAGAGCCGGACUGAGCUACAUCUACAGCUGUGUCCAGCAGCACAGCGCUGAACAGGGUCCUUUGUCCCUGCUCCCGAGCAUGGACAGCUCCUCUAUCAAAACAGCUAUGGUUCAGUUUGAUCGGUACUUGUCAUCGCCAGACACUCUCGUAAUGCCACAACUCAACUUCCUGCUCAGUGCGGCAAUCAAGGAGCAGAUUUUCCGUCAGUCCACGGAGCUGGUGUGCAGAGCCUACGGAGAGGUUUACACGGCACUGACCAGCCCGGCAAACAGCUACAAGGACCCAGAAACCCUGGUGCCCAGAUCCCCUCAGCAGGUUCAGACCUUGUUGUGCUGAGGGACGCUUUUCUCCCACCUGGUUAAUCCUAAAAAACACAGUCUGGGCCACAGCGCUGGGCAGGCUGCAGGUUAUUUAAAGAGCUGUGUAAUUUGUACAGUAUAAUAACACAAAUGUAUAUAAAAGUAGUUGUUAAGGUGGGGUUCUCUGUGGGAAUGUGGGUCGCUGUAUAUAGAGCCUCCUGUGUACGUAUAUGAUCCCACUGCAGACACUGGCCUUGUUUUUCCCCUACUUUCCGUCUGUUCUGUUCUCACAGCGUGUACCGCUGUAAUCGGGUCUGUAACUGUACAAAACAAUGUGUCCUUAUUUGAAAUAUUAAACAUUGUAUAAAUCACAAA